GCUUUUGUUUAGCGUUCUCUUAAACUGAAAUGUGUGACUCUGCUAAGUGCUAAGUUUUUUCGGAUACGAUGAAGUUAGGGAUGUAUUCAAGGUGGUAUGUAUAACAAGUUUCGGAUGAAGUAACAAAGGAAUAUCAGGUAUACACGAUGACAUCGGAUGAAGAAUCUUCUUCUUGGAGACCGAUCAUAUGUAAGCAUGACCAUGCACCAGUUACUGAAGGACUAUUUAAAGGAGGAGUUUUGUACUAUGGAGCUAAAUCCAAUAGUGACAAAUCUGUGGUAAUGAGCUUCAACGUGAGUUCUGAAGAUUUUAGUGUCAUUGAGUUGCCUAAGGAAGUCGAACUUAUUCAUCAUUGGAGAUUGGUGAAUUACAAAGGGGAUAUCGCCUUAAUGCACUACGGUGAGUACUAUAGAUUGACCCGCAGUGGAGUAACUGACAUGUGGGUUAGGAACGAGGUUGAUGGAAAUUGGGAGAGAAACAGCAUUAAGAUUUCUCAUUGGAAAGAAACUUUUGAUAAUAAGGAGUUUCAUUUCAAAGCUACCAUUGGAACAAAAGAACUUGCUUUCGCACCACACCCAUUGAUUGGGGAACAACUCUUUGUGUUGUUUUCCGAUGCAGACGCAACGAACUUCAGAAGAUUUGAGAUUGAAAGAAUGGUUGAUCAAGAUCAUUUUGUACGAACCUUCUUUGAUCAUGUUGAUAGUACUUGGCUUAUAUGAAGAAUACGAGUUGGUCCACUGAUUAUCAGAAACUCGUUGGUUGCAUAUUGUUCAGUCUCUCAAGUCUUAUUGGGAUUGUUAGUCAUCAUUUCUAAUUUUCUAUUGUCGUUAAUCUUUACUUAUGAAUUAUGAUAAAUAAUAAUGUUGUCUCUCAAGUAGAACUAGUGGUCUUAUUGGGAUUGUUCGUUUUUUUUACUGCCGUUAAUCUUUAUUUUAUGCUAUAUAACAAAAUUGAAGCUUCCUAUAUGAAAAAGUAAUAGGGUGAAAAACAUAAAGUUCUUUAGUCUAAUAGUUUAAUUCUUGAUUUCCUUCCAAUUUGUUUAGUUUAUUAAUUUCAUGAUGGUUGCAAGAACUAUAAUUAUAUCUUUAACGCCAAGAGAGUAGCAGCCA
This is a messenger RNA of Arabidopsis lyrata subsp. lyrata, 1109 nucleotides long. Its product is annotated as putative F-box protein At1g70960. The record is from RefSeq and is a predicted model, not a curated record. NCBI's taxonomy places the organism in Eukaryota, Viridiplantae, Streptophyta, Magnoliopsida, Brassicales, Brassicaceae.